AUGGAUUUGGUGAAGCACGUGACGAAGCUCCCAGAAGGUGCCUCAACAGUAGAUGAAAAGAAGCACAAGGAGAUGAGCGACUUUUUUCGUAAGGCCAACAGCUGUGCAAAAUCCAUGAUUACCACCGCGGUCACGGACUCGGUGUACCAGAAUAUCAUGGACAAGGAGACAGCACACGAUACGUGGGAAGCUCUGAAAAAUCAGUUUGAAGCAACAGCGAAGGACCAGAUUGACAUGGUGGACGAUGAUGAAAGACGUUGGCGUCAUUUCAAUCCAGAAAUUCCGAAGCGAUCAGGAAAAAUUGGUGAACUGGAAAAGUUUGAUGCUACUUUUUUUGGAGUGCACUUUAAACAGGCCCACACAAUGGAUCCUCAAACAAGAAUUCUUAUAGAGACUGCUUAUGAAGCUGUUAUAGACUCGGGUAUAAACCCUAAAAGUUUACGUGGAUCAAAAACUGGAGUGUACAUAGGAUCUUGUAUAUCUGAAUCGGAAAAAACCUGGUUUUACGAAAAAGUUUCUUCUGGCGGUUUUGGUAUCACUGGGUGUAGUAGAGCUAUGAUGGCUAACAGGAUUUCAUAUUGCUUAGGACUGGAGGGUCCUUCGUUUUUACUUGACACAGCUUGUUCAAGCUCAAUGUACGCCCUAGAUAAUGCAUUCAGCGCAAUUCGUAACGGGGAGAUUGAUGCUGCAAUAAUUGGUGGAUCGAACUUACUACUUCAUCCAUUUGUAACGCUCCAGUUUGCACGACUUGGCGUUUUAGCGCCAGAUGGAUUUUGCCGUCCAUUCGACAAAAAUGCCAAUGGUUAUACUCGAUCGGAGACUAUUAAUUGCCUAUUUUUACAACGAAAACGAGAUGCUAAGAGGGUUUACGCAAGUAUCGUAUAUUCAAAAACUAACUGUGAUGGAUACAAACCAGAGGGUAUAACAUAUCCGUCCGGUACAGUUCAAGAAAAGUUACUUGACGAAUUUUACAAAGAGAUUGACUAUUCACCAAAAGAUAUUGGUUACUUGGAAGCUCACAGUACUGGAACUGUUGUUGGUGACCCGGAAGAGUGUAAAGCUAUCGAUAAUGUUCUAUGCAGUCAAAGGCAAGAACCGUUGUUAGUUGGCUCCGUAAAGUCAAAUGUGGGUCAUUCAGAAGCGGCUUCCGGGAUCUGUUCACUAGUUAAAGCUUGCUUUGCUUUUGAAACUGGACUAAUUGCACCAAAUAUAAAUUUUUCAGAGGUUAAGCCUGUAAUUGCUCCAUUAGCCCAAGGAAGGUUGGUUGUAGUAAAAGAUGUAACUCCCCUUCCAAAGCCAUGCAUAGGAAUAAAUUCGUUUGGAUUUGGUGGAGCUAAUGCACAUGCUCUUUUACACGGCUAUUUCAAGUCAAAGACAAAUUUUGGAUUGCCCUUAGAUGGUGUACCAAGACUUCUUACCUGGGCUGGUAGAACGGAGGCUGCUGUUGAGGAAAUAUUUAAUGCCGUAGAAAAAAAACCAUUGGACGCCGAAUUCAUCGGAUUACUUCAAAAUAUUCAAGAAGAAGAUGUGUCCGGUAUGGUGUUCCGGGGCUACGCAGUUUUUGGCAAUGAAGGAAAAGAACCGACCAAAUCAUUAGUAAGAGAUAUUCAACAUUACACUGGACUCCAGAGACCUAUUGUUUGGGUUUAUAGCGGAAUGGGCUCACAGUGGUGCGAAAUGGGCAAAUCUCUUAUGAUAAUUCCACGUUUUCGUGAUUCCAUCCAAAUAUGUCAUCAAACGCUACUCCCGAAAGGACUUAAUCUUAUACAGAUAUUAACUUCCAAUGAUCCUGAAACUUACGAAAAUAUUUUGAAUUCAUUUGUGGGAAUUGCAGCUGUACAAAUUGGACUAACAGAUGUCUUGCGAUCUCUUAAUUUUGAGCCAGACUAUAUAAUUGGCCACUCCGUUGGUGAAUUGGGAUGCGCAUAUGCGGAUGGUGGACUGUCUCCACAACAAAUGAUUCUGGCGGCCUAUUACCGUGGUAGGGUUAGUGUCGACCUAGAAAAAAUAAAAGGUGCAAUGGCAGCAAUCGGAAUUGGCUACAGAACUAUUUUACAUAUGUUGCCUGAUUCCAUUGAAGUGGCUUGCCAUAACGGUCCCGAUUCGUGCACGAUAUCUGGACCAAUUGAUGAUGUAAAUCAAUUUGUAAGUGAACUAAAAGACAAAGGAAUUUUUGCCAAGACCGUGCCUUGUUCGAAUAUAGCUUAUCAUUCAAAAUAUAUUGCCCAUAUGGGGCCUCCUUUACUGCAAUACAUGAAAGAAAUUAUACCGAACCCAAAAGCUAGAACAACAAAAUGGUUAAGUACUAGUGUUUCUAAAAGUGACUGGGAUGAAGCUGAACGCAAACUUUGCUCAGCUGAGUAUCACACAAAUAAUUUAUUAAACAGUGUACUUUUUGAAGAGACAUUUUCUAUGCUUCCCAAAAAUGCAUUGACUAUUGAAGUGGCACCACACGGACUGUUGGGUGCUAUAUUAAAACGUUCCAUGCCGAAUGGCAUACAUAUUCCACUUACCAACAGGGGAAACAAAAAUAACGCACUGUAUUUCUUAUCGGCCCUUGGAAAAGUUUUUCAGAAUGGAGUUUUACUACCGGUUGCUAAAUUAUACAAAAAAAUUGAAUUUCCGGUUUCUCGUUCAACACCCAGCAUAAGCUCGCUUAUUCGUUGGGAUCAUAGCGAAGAUUGGUUCGUCACAAAAUACGAAAAUAUGAAAACGAAAUCCAGCGGAGAGCGUAUUUUUCCUGUUAACUUAGCAAGUGAUAAUGAAGAGUUUAUGAGUGGCCAUGUCAUAGACGGAAAAAUUUUAGUACCAGCUACGUGCUAUUUGCAGUAUGUUUGGGAAACAUUCUCUUUAAUGUACCAUGGUCCGAGUUAUAUGGACGUACCUGUCGAAUUUGAAGAUGUACGAUUUAUAAGAGCUACAAAUAUGCCCAGUAAUGGAGAAGUAGAAUUGAACGUUAUGAUUCACUAUGGUACUGGACAUUUUGAGAUAACUGAAGCGGGUAACUUAGUGGUUACCGGUAUUAUUCGUGAAACUAAAGAUUCAAUCAUUCCGGAGGUUUAUUAUUUUCAAGAAGAAUCUGAGUUUCCUAUGAUUUCUAAGAAAGACUUUUACAAAGAAUUGAGAUUACGUGGAUACCAUUAUAAUGGUGCAUUUAAAGCAGUUCAUUCAGCCCGUUCUGAUGGUCUCUUUGGCAAAGUUGAAUGGAAUUACAACUGGGUCACUUUCAUGGAUGCAAUGCUUCAAAUUCAUAUACUUGGAACUGAUUCACGAACCCUUUUACUACCAACGAAAAUUCGAAAACUCAGAAUUAAUGGCGUUCAUCAUUUCGAUUUAAUGACUAAAAUGGAUUCAGAAAAUCGCAUCUUUAACGUAUAUGUAGAUCACAAAUUCAACCGGAUCAUAGCCGGCGGUAUUGAGCUAAUAGGAUUACAUGCUAGUCCCGUUCAAAGACGUAGGCCUCCUGGUAUUCCUGUCCUUGAAAAAUCUGUUUUUCUGCCUUAUUCUAUGUCUAAAUUGCAAUCUUUUAAAAAUGCGGCUCGUAUUUGUACUCAACUUGCUCUUGAGAACAAUCUCACAUUUAAAAUGAAGUUAGUGGAAGUAGAUACAGAUGGUAGAAAAACAGUAUUAAGCGAUUUUAUUGAAUCAAUUGAAGACUUACCAGUUAUUACGGCUGACUAUGUACUUUUUACACCACAAAAGCUAGAGGACAUCCCGGGAGUACACAUUGAAAAUGGAAGUCUUUCUUCUCAAACAAAUUGUCAUUUUCUGAUAUGUGGAGAAAUAAAUCAGAGUUUAAUUGAAGCUUCUAAAAAAUCUCUUGUCGAAAAUGGAUUUUUAUUAAUUCGAGAGAAAGCUUAUUCGAACAUUAAAGCAUGGGAAAUUUUAGAGAACUUUCGAACGAUUACCAUAAUUCCAAUUGAAAACAAUGAAGAAACAUUUGUUUUAAUGCAAAAAUCAAAGCAAAACAUAACGAUUCAGCCAGUCGUUGUAAAAGUAUCUCAAGAUGAUAAAUGUUUUAAUUGGAUUGGAUUAAUACAGUCAGCGAUAAAUUCAAAAACACCAGUUAUUGUAUAUUCAUUCAACGAAGAAUUUAAUGGUGUUGUAGGAUUAGUAAAAUGUUUGAGAAAGGAGCCAGAUGGUAAUUUAGUUAGAUGUUUCUUUAUAGAUGAUAAAAGUGCUCCCGAAUUUGAUUUGAACCACCAGUUUUAUUUGGAACAGCUAGCUUUAGGCUUGGCAUUCAACAUUUAUCGCAAUGGUGCUUGGGGAACUUUUAGACAUUUACCAUUGCUUAAAACUGAUAAGCGAAUGUCUAGAUUGGAUCACAUCUAUGGAAAUAUUAUUCAGCGUGGAGACUUGUCAACUUUAAAAUGGUUUGAGGGACCACUCUCUCCACAGAACUGCAGGAUAAAAGUGGCAUAUUCAUCUCUUAAUUUUAGAGAUGUAAUGCUUGCAACUGGUCGAUUAGCGGUUGAACUGUAUGGAUCUAGUCGCAUAGAUCAAAAUUGUGUUCUCGGCUUCGAAUAUUCUGGGAUUGAUAUGAAAACUGGACGUCGCAUUAUGAGUAUGGUUGUUAAAGGAGGUGUGGCAUCUUAUGUGGAGCAGCCUUCGAAGCUUAUAUGGAAUAUUCCUGAUCAUUGGUCAUUAGAAGAGGCCGCCACGGUGCCUGUGGUUUAUAUAACGGUUUACUAUGCAUUCUUUAUGGCUGGUGAUAUAAGAAAAGGAAAAAGCAUUCUUAUACAUGCCGGAACUGGAGGCAUUGGACUGGCUGCAAUUAGGGUUGCCUUAGCAUAUAACUUAGAAGUUUAUACGACUUGCAGCACACCCAAAAAAAAACAAUUUUUAUUGAAAACCUUUCCCAAACUAAAAGAGUCACAUAUUGGAAAUUCCCGAGAUACAUCAUUUGAGGUAAUGGUGCAGCGUGAGACAGAUGGAAAAGGUGUGGAUUUUGUAUUAAAUUCGUUGUCCGAGGAAAAGCUACUUGCUUCGGUCCGUUGCCUCGGUAAAUCAGGACACUUUCUGGAAAUUGGCAAAUUCGACAUGGCAAAUGAUAAUAAGAUUGGAUUAGGAUGCUUUUUAAAAGAGAUAACAUUCCAUGCUGUGCUUGCUGAUGGUCUUCUUGUAGCUCCCGAUGAAGAUAUUUGGGUAAAAUUUACAUCAAAUUACAUAAUGGCGAUUAAUAAUAUAAAUAAUUUUUUGUAG
Messenger RNA from Drosophila kikkawai, 5202 nucleotides. NCBI's taxonomy places the organism in Eukaryota, Metazoa, Arthropoda, Insecta, Diptera, Drosophilidae. The record is from RefSeq and is a predicted model, not a curated record.